Molecule: messenger RNA, 2166 nt
Organism: Didymosphaeria variabile
Lineage: Eukaryota; Fungi; Ascomycota; Dothideomycetes; Pleosporales; Didymosphaeriaceae
Exons: 2
Coding region: 1-2166 (721 amino acids)
Biological process (GO): negative regulation of gluconeogenesis; protein catabolic process in the vacuole; protein targeting to vacuole
Cellular component (GO): GID complex; extrinsic component of membrane
Source: RefSeq, a predicted model, not a curated record
AUGCCCCGGGCAAGCUCCCGCUAUCCCAGCCCGCCAGACGACGACGUGCGGGAGGACGGCUCUCACACGGCGCAGACACCGCCGUCGUAUAUCUCCCAGGCCCUCGCCGAGGCGCUCGAGAGCCCCGUCACGCAAGACGUGUAUAACCUGGCCGCCACGCUCACCACACAGCAAGACGAAGACGCACAGUACGACGCGACGCUGCGCUCGCUGCGCGCAGAUCUGGAUGAGCACACGGCUGCCCUUACGCAGAUCCAGAACGCCAGCCUGGACCGCCAUCAGGAGCGCCUGCAGAGGUCGCACGACAGGACCAGGACGCUGGAGCGCGAACGCAGCGAGCUCGAGCAUCGCGACCGGAGCGACCGACUGCGGCGGGUGAUGAACCGCCUGGGACGCCUCCACGACGAGACACGGGGCCCCUAUCGCACCACGACCGCCACGACCAGCAGCGAACACAUCCCCGCCCAAGAUCGGCUGGCAUACCUCCACAACGAGGCCCGCGAGGCCCGCACUGCUGCGUACGGCGACCGCGUCCCCAGCCGGAACAGCCUGUACGACUGGUCACCCGCCGCCGAAGCCGACGACGACGCAGAGCUCGAAGGCAUCCUCGCCGAGCUGCGGCGCGAGCAGCCAAAUACCCACCCCGAGAUACUGCGCGUGCUGGGACGUUCGCAGCUGGACUCGGAAAGGGAGCGGUCGCGGGCGGCCGUGUCGCGACUGCUGAACUCGUCGCAGCCAUCACAGUCAGCCGACAGCUCUCUGAGGUCUGCUGCGCUCCUGCAAUCCGUGCGGAGAAACCCCAGAUUCUCUGCCCGCACACGAGAUCUUGCCCAGCGCUAUACUGACAGAGAUGGGGGCAAUAGGACACCUCACCCGAGCGACUGGAGGGACAGGUCCCACAUGACAUCCGAGUCGACGCGGGCCGCCAUGGACCGCUUGUCGCAGCGACGGACGUCGGCAGAACAGACGCGGGAUCGCGACAUGCUACAGAGAGUAGACUCGUACCGUCGGAGCUAUCUGGAACGAGCCUCGAACCCGCCGUCAACGGUCUCGCCCAUGCUGGAACAGACCAUAAAGUAUCUGUCGCAGAUACGUCAUUCGAGCAACAUCGACGAUAGCUUAAACUAUGCCAUAGACGCAGGCUUCCUCGGCAAGGACUACUUUGUCCAAGACCAUCAGGACUUUGUUUUGGAUCCUUUCAACAUACCUCCACCUGCGGAGACGUCGUGGCUGGCCCCUGGUGCUGUGCUAUCCGGCUGCCAGCACGCUACGACUGUCACGUCAACUGUCACUACCACGGGGGGCUCAGGUACCAGUACAACGCUGUACCGCUUCACGCACACCGGCAACAGACUUUCAGAUGCACGUACCAUGUACGCAUCCUCGAGAAAUCGGACCUCGCUUUCUCCACCUGACGUCGUGACAUCGCAUUCCCCACAACAGGACCGCUGGCCCGUCAAAGUUACCAUUCAUUCGGUGGACUACGACCGCAUGGCGCUUUCCGCGACCAUGGAAGCGUAUAACGUCCCGAGUCAUCCGCACAGUCAUCAAUCUCUACUCAGCAACUCCGAUCUCGAGCCCUCUUUUACACGCACCUCCUCCAUCACUACCUAUCUCGAAGGCGAGAUCUUGGAUUUCAAUACGCAUACCCUGCUCACGGAAUCGUUCAAGUCGACGGCCGGCAACGAUGCGACCUACUGGAGGAAAUUACCGAUAUUUCAGGGCAUGACAGAUGACGACAUGGUGCGCUGCUUGACGAGUAAGGCAUGGUUCGACGAGGUCCUUAGCAAGGAAUGGAUUCUGAUGCGGUGGAAAGAAAGAUGUUUCGUCAAGUCCCUCAACCGUUCCACGGCAGACCCAGUUCAGCCUCCAGCAUCGACCACUAUACCGCCUGAACCCACGCGGCACUAUACGUCCCUGGCCUCGUCAUCAGAUCCAACGCAGAUCUGGGGCGAACCUGGUAGUUUCCGCAGUGGAGAUCCCGAACACACUGCCUUCGACGACUCUGGAUGCGGUCUUACGAUCAGCGGGUUCUACUACGUUUGUCUGAGACGCAGCGACGGGAAGCUGGAGGGCUUGUACUUUGAUCCGCAGAGCAGUCCGUAUCAGUGUUUGAAGCUGGAGAGUGUGAGGGGAGGCGUAUUUCCUGCGUGGGGCUUUAGAUGA